UUUUAUUUCACACGUUUAAUCGGAAGUUUUAUUUGAAGUAAACAAGGUUUAAAAUGAACCAAGGAUUUGAAACCAACUUCACUCAACUGUACGAUAACUGGACAUUUUACAACUCCAGCCUAGAGACAGUCCUGCCCAGAAACAACAUUACCUAUGUGGGAUUUUACCUGCACCCGCCCUCCACGGCUUCCAUCUUCAUCGUGUCCUACUUACUCAUAUUCUUGGUGUGUAUGGUCGCCGGAAGAAAUAGCAAUGAGAGAUACUGUAUGUGUACAAAUUGUUGCUCAACUUUGCCAUGUUUUUCCCCCCUUAAUAAACUCUGCUAUUUCACUCACAUUUUCCAUUGUUGCUGCAGGUUCCGUUGCAUCGUGUACCCAUUCAAGCAGAAGCUGACCAUUUCCACAGCAACUAUGAUCAUCGUCAUCAUUUGGGUACUGGCCAUCUCCAUCAUGUGUCCCUCUGGAGUGAUGCUGCAGGUGACCAAGGAGCACACCAUCCGUGUUUUACUUGGCUAUGACAACAAGACCAGCCCCUUCUACUGGUGCCGCGAGAACUGGCCCAACCAGGAAAUGCGCAAAAUCUACACUACAGUUCUGUUUGCCAACAUCUACCUGGCUCCCCUUUCACUCAUCGUGAUCAUGUAUGCUCGGAUUGGAAUAACCCUUUUCAAAACAACAGUCCCAACAGGAGGUAAACCGGGCCAUGAUAACCGCCACACUGUGUCCAAGAAGAAGCAGAGAGUCAUCAAAAUGCUUUUAAUUGUAGCAUUGCUUUUCAUUCUCUCCUGGUUGCCACUGUGGACACUGAUGAUGCUAAGCGACUAUGCCAGCCUUACUGAGCAACAGUACAGAAUCAUAAAUAUUUACAUUUAUCCUUUUGCCCACUGGCUUGCCUUUUUCAACAGCAGUGUCAACCCUAUUAUCUAUGGAUUCUUUAAUGAGAAUUUCCGAAGAGGGUUUCAGUCUGUGUUUAAGUUUAGUCUGUGCACAGCGAACGGACAGAGGAGGAAAACAUAUUCCCAUAGGUUGCAAGGAAACUCAGUGCUGCCGGCAAACCAUGUGCAAACCUCUAUGGAGCCCAUUUCUCUCAAUAGCCUGGAUAAGACUAAUUGCAGGAGACUUAACCACGUGACUGAACAGGACCUGGUCAUGGAGGACCUUGAGAAAGGAUCAUGCAGCAGUGGUGGCGUGACCGCAGUGUCUAUAUGA
This is a messenger RNA of Boleophthalmus pectinirostris (great blue-spotted mudskipper), 1208 nucleotides long. It is a transcript of the gene npffr2a, whose product is annotated as neuropeptide FF receptor 2a. The record is from RefSeq and is a predicted model, not a curated record. Gene Ontology annotation, molecular function: G protein-coupled receptor activity; peptide binding. Gene Ontology annotation, biological process: G protein-coupled receptor signaling pathway. The transcript is spliced from 3 exons. Gene Ontology annotation, cellular component: membrane. The coding region runs from base 54 to 1208 and encodes 384 amino acids. Lineage: Eukaryota; Metazoa; Chordata; Actinopteri; Gobiiformes; Gobiidae.